Messenger RNA from Cladophialophora psammophila CBS 110553, 918 nucleotides. RefSeq lists its product as uncharacterized. The record is from RefSeq and is a predicted model, not a curated record. The transcript is spliced from 2 exons. The coding region runs from base 1 to 918 and encodes 305 amino acids. Lineage: Eukaryota; Fungi; Ascomycota; Eurotiomycetes; Chaetothyriales; Herpotrichiellaceae.
AUGGGGGAUGAGAAACUAUUCAGAGAUCUUCAGCUCAGCAAAGAUCGCUACGAGCAAGCCGGUUACAUAAUCAGCAGCAUUCCGAUCAGCGAAGAUCAUCAACGGUGGCUCGCCGAAAAGGCGGCGUUGUCGCAACAGAGCACAUCCAGCGGCGCCGGUCAGACGAACAGCUCGUGCGACACUUCAAUCUCCCGCCAGACUGGCCCAUUGCGGAAUCAUCAUUCGUCUUCAGACUCACAGUCAUCUUGGACCUCUGACAAUAGCAAGACAUCGGGGCCCACGGACACCGGUGAGCCUCUAGCCGUCAACGAACUGCUCAUCUCCUUGUGCUUCGAGAAUGAGGACCACUUCGAAAGCAAAGUCUUGCUGGACAGUGGCUCUGAACAUAAUUGGAUCUCCAACAGCAUCAUCAAGAAGCGCCGUAUUCCCCAACAACACGACCAUGACGGGGAUCAGAUAUACAUGGAUUUCUCGAACCGCGAGCUUCGGUCACUUGGCGUCGUCAAAGCCCAAUGGAUGUUUAACGACGCGCUCAUCCCGGUCAAGUUCAAAAUCGCACCUGAUCCUCCUGUCGAGGUGUGCUUCGGGUAUAGGUUUCUGCUGGAGAAAGAGUUGGUUCGUUUUUUUCACAGCGGAGCUGUGGCUGGCCUGGUGAAAGGAAAGCGAAAAGCUAACAGUGAAGAAAAAGCAGCAAUUCAGCAGAAAGAGAGGACCAUCGACAGUUUGAAUGACAAGAUCAAAGAUUUCCUCAGCUGGAAAAAGAAAAUGGAAGAGCGAGGGUGGGAAUGGGACAAAAACGCCAACAAUUUCUUUCGCACGCAGGGCAACACCAAGGUGUGGAACCAAGCAGGAUACCUGCUGGAUCUUCGGACCGACGAUCUAUUGCGGAACAGCCCUCAAAGAGCCGACAACGCGUAG